GUGUAAGUCCUCAGUGCAGUACAUACACUUUUGUGUUUUUUUUUUACGACACUAUGACUUCGAAAAAAAACGUUAACGAGGAUCUCGCUAAUGAAAGACUGAAAUGCAAUUUCAAUAUUAACGAAGUAACGUACAUAUUAGACGGCGGUAAAGAGAAAACUUUGCAACGAAAGAAAAUUGAGGACGUGGCACUGAACGGGGGCGCCAGUGAGGAUGAUAUUCCUGAAGAGUAUCUUAGUCAGAGGGAGAGAUAUGAGAACGCGAUAAGGAAAUCUUGUAUCUAUACAAAAAUAGUCAAAAAUGAAGUACUCGAAAUCACAGGCAUUGAAAAUUAUGGAUCACCAGUAUUACGACGGACUGCAGAUGCAUUUUUUAAGGAUAUAUCACCAUUUAUGUUACAUCUUGGCAUGUUUGUGCCAAGCAUUAUUGGCCAAUGUACUGCUGAACAGCAGGCAACAUGGCUGCCGAAAGCGUUGGAUAUGAAGAUAAUUGGUGCAUACGUACAGACUGAACUUGGUCAUGGUACUUUCAUCCGUGGUUUAGAGACAACAGCAACUUAUGAUCCUGAGACUGAAGAAUUUGUUCUUCACAGUCCCACAAUUACUUCUUAUAAAUGGUGGGCUGGAGGGCUCGGAAGAACUGCUAAUCAUUGCACUGUAGUGGCUCAACUGUAUACCCAAGGUAAAUGCUAUGGAACUCACUUAUUUAUUGUACAAAUCAGAGACUUAGAAACGCACAUGCCUCUCCCCGGUAUAAAAGUUGGUGAAAUAGGGCCCAGAAUGGGAUUUAAUACUGCUGACAAUGGCUUCCUAGGAUUUGAUCAUUUUCGGAUACCUAGGAUGAAUAUGAUGAUGAAGAAUGCCCAAGUGUUGAAGGACGGCACAUACGUGAAAGUAGAAAGACAUGGGAAAUUAACGUAUGGAACUAUGGUUUUUGUGAGGGUGACAUUAGUAGGCGAAGCAUCCUUUAACCUUGCCAAAGCUGUGACAAUCGCAGUACGGUAUUCUGCUGUGAGAAGACAGUCUGAACUGAGACCAGGGUCUGCCGAGCCACAAAUUCUUGACUAUCCGACCCAGCAACAUAAGCUGUUUAUUUGCAUAGCUACAGCGCACGCUUUUCAACUCACGGCCUCAUGGCUCUGGAAUACCUUUGCUGCUGUCCAGGCUAAAAUGAAUGAAGGAAAUGUCGAUACAUUACCCGAGCUCCACGCACUAUCAAGUUGUCUUAAAGCAGUGAGCUCUUCAGAUGCAACAGCUUAUAUCGAGCAGUGUCGUUUCGCGUGCGGCGGCCACGGUUACAUGUUAUCCUCUAAUUUGCCGCUUUUGUACGCCUUUGUAGCUGCUACAAGAACCUACGAGGGUGACUACACCGUACUGUUACUGCAAACUGCUAGGUUUUUAGUGAAAGCGUGGGAGCAAGCUGAAACUGGCAAAGCUGUGACCCCUACAGUUGAAUAUCUUAAUCGUCAUUUUACUAUAAAAGAGAAAACAAUCUGGGAUAAUACUCCAGAGGGUGUCAUUAGGUCAUUUGAGUCUGUGGCUGCAGGGAAAAUAUCGUUGUGUGUACAAAGUAUACGUAAUCGAAUUAAAUCUGGUAUGGAUUAUGAAGAGGCUUGGUUAAUGACGACUGUUCAACUUGUCAAUGCUGCUGAGGCACAUUGCCGUUCUGUGCUUUUAAAAAUAUACUGGAAUGAAAUGGCCAGGCUGACUAAAAAUUCAAGUGAUAAUGUAAAGUUGGUUCUAAAUCAGUUGGCUACACUGUACUUAACAUACUGGGCGUUGGAAAGGACUGGGGAUCUCUUACGGUAUUCAACGAUUAGUGAAAACGACAUUGAUUCGCUUCAACGACAAUAUGAGGAACUGUUGGCUAAAAUACGGCCUAACGCCGUGGGGCUUGUCGACGCCUUCGAUUUAAGAGAUGAGAUCUUACAUUCAUCUCUUGGCUCGUACGACGGUCGUGUGUAUGAGAGGUUGAUGGAAGAAGUCCAAAAGAACCCUCUGAACAAAGAACCAGUUGAUCCAAGCUUUCACAAGUACUUGAAACCAUUAAUGCAGUCUAAAAUAUGAUUGUAAUGUAGCAUAAAAAAAUUUAUAAGCCGCGUAUGCGUACGCAAGUAUGAACUUAUAAAUAAUGGUUAGUAAUUUGAAAAGUAAAUAGUAAAAUGAUUACCAUCUAUCAGUUACUACUAUAAAGUAAAUGAAAAACUCCCUGAAAAGUGUUCGUUAUCUACUCAUUUUGUUAUGAUCUCGGUUUGGGUAAAUUUAACUCGAUCUUUCGCCCUUUCGGACUUUGAACAAACAAAGUUUUGUUAACGUUUAUCAAAUAACAAACACAUUCACAAAAAAAAAAAACAAUAAAGUGAAAUUGCUUAAAACUAAUCGAACAAUUGGGUGAUUAAUGCUGGUUAAUUUUGAAUAUAUUUUAAAUCUUGUGUGAGCGUACGUGGUUUAAUAUUGUUUAGAUUAAGUGAGGUAGUUUAAGAUGAUGUAAAUAAAGUAUUUUUAUUUUAUGGGGGACCUAAAUUA
Melitaea cinxia (Glanville fritillary) is the source of this 2525-nucleotide messenger RNA. Its product is annotated as probable peroxisomal acyl-coenzyme A oxidase 1. Gene Ontology annotation, biological process: lipid homeostasis; fatty acid beta-oxidation using acyl-CoA oxidase. The transcript is spliced from 13 exons. Gene Ontology annotation, molecular function: acyl-CoA oxidase activity; FAD binding; fatty acid binding. NCBI's taxonomy places the organism in Eukaryota, Metazoa, Arthropoda, Insecta, Lepidoptera, Nymphalidae. Gene Ontology annotation, cellular component: peroxisome. The record is from RefSeq and is a predicted model, not a curated record. Bases 54 to 2066 code for a protein of 670 amino acids.